Opisthocomus hoazin is the source of this 2766-nucleotide messenger RNA. NCBI's taxonomy places the organism in Eukaryota, Metazoa, Chordata, Aves, Opisthocomiformes, Opisthocomidae. The record is from RefSeq and is a predicted model, not a curated record.
UCCGUCUUCGGGCCAGCCACCGAGUCCGUCCGGCGCCUGCUGCGGCUGGACGAGACCUCUGGCUGGCUCAGCGUCUUGCACCGCAUCGAUCGUGAGGAGGUGAACCAGCUUCGCUUCACCGUCAUGGCCCGAGAUCGGGGCCAGCCCCCCAAGACAGACAAGGCCACGGUCGUGCUGAACAUCCGCGACGAGAAUGACAACGUGCCCAUCAUCGACAUCCGCAAAAUUGGGCGCAUCCCACUGAGGGAUGGGGUGGCUAGUGUGGCCGAGGACGUGCUGGUGGAUACCCCCAUCGCCCUGGUGCAGGUCUCGGACCGGGACCAAGGCGAAAACGGUGUGGUGACUUGCACAGUGGUGGGCGACGUGCCCUUCCAGCUCAAGCCGGCCAGCGAGGGUGAAGGGGAGUCGCAGAACAAGCGCAAGUAUUUCCUCCACACCUCGGCCCCUCUGGACUACGAGGCUGUCCGUGACUACAACGUGGUGAUCGUGGCUGUGGACUCGGGCAGCCCCAGCUUGUCCAGCAACAACUCCUUGCUGGUGCGGGUCGGGGACACCAACGACAACCCCCCAGUGUUCAGCCAGACUGUGCUGGAGGUCUCCUUCCCAGAGAACAACUUGCCCGGCGAGAGGGUGGCCACAGUGGUCGCCACGGAUGCGGAGAGUGCCGAGAUCACCUACUCCCUGGAGGCCUCACCCCUCUCUUUGGAGGCAUCAGGCGGCAUCUUCAGCAUUGACCCCGACUCCGGCGACGUGUCGGUUCAGGCCGUGCUAGACCGAGAGCAGCAGGACACCUACGAGUUCCAGGUGAUGGCCCGGGACAAGGGGGUGCCAUCACUGCAGGGCUCCACCACGGUGGUGGUGCGGGUGGUGGAUCGCAAUGACAACGAGCCGCGCUUCAUGCAGGACGUGUUCACUUUCUAUGUGAAGGAGAACCUGCAGCCCAACAGCCCUGUGGGCAUGGUGACCGUGAUGGACUUUGACAAGGGCCGCAACGCCGAGCUCAGCCUUUCCAUCCAGCCCGGUGACCACGACCAGGCAGCUGGCACCUUCUCCAUCGAAAAUGACACCGGAACCAUUUUCUCCACCGUCUCUUUUGACCGGGAACAGCAAACCAGCUACACUUUUAAAGUGAAAGCGGUGGACGGUGGUGAGCCACCGCGCUCUGCCACUGCCACCGUGUCCCUCUUUGUGAUGGACGAGAAUGACAAUGCGCCCACGGUCACUUUCCCCAGCAACAGCUCCUACACCGUGCUGCCGCCCUCCAGCAACAUGCGCACCGUGGUGGCCACUGUGGUCGCCAGUGACGCCGACACCGGCCUCAACGCCGACCUUAACUACAGCAUCAUUGGGGGCAAUCCCUUCAAACUCUUCGAGAUCGACCCGGCCAGCGGCGUGGUGUCUCUGGUGGGCAAGCUGGCCCCCAAGCACUACGGCCUACACCGGCUCGUGGUGCAGGUGAACGACAGCGGACAGCCGCCCCAGUCCACCACCGCCUUGCUCCAUGUCUUCGUCAAUGAGAGCCUGUCCAAUGCCACCAUGGUGGAGAGUCAGGUGGCCCGCAGCCUCCACACGCCCCUGGCCCAGGACAUCGCUGGAGACCCCAGCUACGAGCUGAGUAAGCAGCGGCUCAGCAUAGUCAUCGGCGUGGUAGCUGGCAUCAUGACCGUCAUCCUCCUCAUCCUGGUGGUGGUCAUGGCCCGCUACUGCAGCUCCAAGGGCAAGCACGGCUACGAGGCUGGCAAGAAGGACCAUGAGGAUUUCUUCACCCCGCAGCAGCACGACAAGGCCAAGAAGCCCAAGAAGGACAAGAAAGGCAAGAAGGGCAAGCAGCCCCUCUACAGCAGCAUUGUCACUGUCGAGGCUUCCAAGCCCAACGGGCAGCGCUAUGACAGCGUCAACGAGAAGCUCUCGGACAGCCCUGGCAUGGGGCGAUACCGCUCGGUCAACGGCGGCCCAGGCAGCCCUGACCUGGCCAGGCACUACAAAUCCAGCUCGCCGCUGCCCACCGUCCAGCUGCACCCGCAGUCCCCCACGCUUGGAAAAUAGCAUCAAGCAGUUGAUAUUGUGCCACCUGGGAAAUUAUUUAUUGGAAGUGGUACAAACUUUUCAGUGGGCAAGGAUCACUGUCACAUUAAAACUUGCUGACAUUCAGAAUCUUUUCUCUUGCAGCCAUUUCGUAGAGUGACGUUUUCUGUUGUGAGUCAGCCUCAGGACCCGCAUCAAGGGUCAUUGCAGAGUUGCUAUGACAGCGGUCUGGAGGAGUCAGAAACACCAAGCAGUAAGAGUUCAUCAGGGCCAAGACUGGGUGCCCUUCCACUCCCAGAGGACAACUACGAAAGGACUACGCCGGAUGGCAGUGUUGGUGAGGCAGAGCAUAUGGAAAAUGAUUCAAGGCCUCUACCAGAUGUAGCCCUGACAGGGAAGUGUACCCGAGAGUGUGAUGAAUAUGGCCACUCGGACUCCUGCUGGAUGCCAGUUCGCACUUCUCCUGAAAGAAAGCAGAAGAGCCAGCCAAAACUCUCCACUUUCAUGCCUGUCGAUGAACGGGGCAGUCAGGAAAAGCUGGCCAAUGGAGAAGCCUCCCUCAUGGGUGAUCGCAACAGAAACCUCCUUAACAAAAAGUUGACCUCAUCCUAUGAGACCUUCAACGCGGCUAGUUUCAGCAAAAAUGAAGAAGGCAAUCCAGAGGAUAUCCCCCUUACACAGACAGGGGAAUACAAGCCAUCUCCUGUCAAUACUCUAACUAGAAGGGAAGUUUACCUGUAG